This is a messenger RNA of Galeopterus variegatus (Sunda flying lemur), 8349 nucleotides long. It is a transcript of the gene EP300, whose product is annotated as E1A binding protein p300. NCBI's taxonomy places the organism in Eukaryota, Metazoa, Chordata, Mammalia, Dermoptera, Cynocephalidae. Bases 1 to 7185 code for a protein of 2394 amino acids. The transcript has 30 exons. Gene Ontology annotation, molecular function: protein binding; zinc ion binding; transcription coactivator activity. Gene Ontology annotation, cellular component: nucleus; transcription regulator complex; histone acetyltransferase complex. The record is from RefSeq and is a predicted model, not a curated record. Gene Ontology annotation, biological process: positive regulation of transcription by RNA polymerase II.
AUGGCCGAGAAUGUGGUGGAACCGGGGCCGCCUUCAGCCAAGCGGCCUAAACUCUCAUCUCCGGCCCUCUCGGCGUCGGCCAGCGAUGGCACAGAUUUUGGCUCUCUAUUUGACUUGGAGCACGACUUACCAGAUGAAUUAAUCAACUCUACAGAAUUAGGACUAACCAAUGGUGGUGAUAUUAGUCAGCUUCAGACAAGUCUUGGCAUAGUACAAGAUGCAGCUUCUAAACAUAAACAGCUGUCAGAGUUGCUACGGUCUGGUAGUUCCCCUAACCUCAAUAUGGGAGUUGGUGGCCCAGGCCAAGUCAUGGCCAGCCAGGCCCAACAGAACAGUCCUGGAUUAGGUUUGAUAAAUAGCAUGGUCAAAAGCCCAAUGGCACAAGCAGGCUUGACUUCUCCCAACAUGGGGAUGGGCACUAGUGGGCCAAAUCAAGGUCCCACACAGUCCACAACAGGCAUGAUGAACAGUCCAGUAAAUCAGCCUGCCAUGGGAAUGAACACAGGGAUGAAUGCUGGCAUGAAUCCUGGAAUGUUGGCUGCAGGAAAUGGACAGGGGAUAAUGCCUAAUCAAGUCAUGAACGGUUCAAUUGGAGCAGGCCGGGGGCGACCAAAUAUGCAGUAUCCAAACCCAGGCAUGGGAACCGCAGGCAACUUAUUGACUGAACCACUGCAGCAGGGCUCUCCUCAGAUGGGAGGACAAACAGGAUUGAGAGGCCCCCAGCCUCUUAAGAUGGGAAUGAUGAGCAACCCCAAUCCUUAUGGUUCGCCAUAUACUCAGAAUUCUGGACAGCAGAUUGGAGCCAGUGGCCUUGGUCUCCAGAUUCAGACAAAGACUGUACUACCAAAUAGCUUAUCUCCAUUUUCAAUGGACAAAAAGGCAGUUCCUGGUGGGGGAAUGCCCAACAUGGGCCAACAACCAGCCCCACAGGUCCAGCAGCCAGGCCUGGUGACUCCGGUUGCCCAAGGGAUGGGUUCUGGAGCACACACGGCUGACCCAGAGAAGCGCAAGCUCAUCCAGCAGCAGCUAGUUCUCCUUUUGCAUGCUCACAAGUGCCAGCGGCGGGAGCAGGCUAAUGGGGAAGUAAGGCAAUGCAACCUUCCCCACUGUCGCACAAUGAAGAAUGUCCUAAACCACAUGACACACUGCCAGUCAGGCAAGUCCUGCCAAGUGGCACACUGUGCAUCUUCUCGACAAAUCAUUUCACACUGGAAGAAUUGUACGAGGCAUGAUUGUCCUGUGUGUCUCCCCCUCAAAAAUGCUGGAGAUAAGAGAAAUCAACAGUCAAUUUUGACUGGAGCACCCGUUGGACUUGGAAAUCCUAGCUCUUUAGGGGUGGGUCAACAGUCUACUCCCAGCCUAAGCACUGUUAGUCAGAUUGAUCCCAGUUCUAUAGAAAGAGCCUAUGCAGCUCUUGGACUACCCUAUCAAGUAAAUCAGAUGCCGACACAACCCCAGGUACAAGCAAAGAACCCGCAGAAUCAGCAGUCUGGGCAGUCUCCCCAAGGCAUGCGGCCCAUGAGCAACAUGAGUAAGUUUGUGUCCUUCUACCCAAUGAUGAGUGAAAAUGCCAGUGUGGCCUCUCUGGGUCCUAUGCCAACAGCAGCUCAACCAUCCAGUACUGGAAUUCGGAAACAGUGGCAUGAAGAUAUUACUCAGGAUCUUCGAAAUCAUCUUGUCCACAAACUUGUUCAAGCCAUAUUUCCUACUCCGGAUCCUGCCGCUUUAAAAGACAGACGAAUGGAAAACUUAGUUGCGUAUGCCCGGAAAGUCGAAGGGGACAUGUAUGAAUCUGCAAAUAAUCGAGCGGAAUACUACCACCUUCUAGCCGAGAAGAUCUAUAAGAUCCAGAAAGAACUAGAAGAAAAACGAAGGACUAGACUGCAGAAACAGAAUAUGCUACCAAAUGCUGCAGGCAUGGUACCAGUUUCCAUGAAUCCAGGGCCUAACAUGGGACAGCCACAACCAGGAAUGGCUUCUAACGGUCCCCUACCUGACCCAACUAUGAUCCGUGGCAGUGUGCCAAACCAGAUGAUGCCUCGGAUAACUCCACAACCUGGUUUGAAUCAAUUCGGCCAGAUGAAUAUGCCCCAGCCUCCUAUUGGACCCCGGCAAACCUCUCCUCUUCAGCACCACGGACAGUUGGCUCAGCCUGGAGCUCUCAACCCGCCUAUGGGCUAUGGGCCUCGCAUGCAGCAGCCUUCCAGCCAGAGCCAGUUCCUUCCCCAGACUCAGUUCUCAUCACAGGGAAUGAAUGUAACAAAUAUGCCUUUGGCUCCAUCCAGUGGUCAAGCACCAGUGUCUCAAGCACAAAUGUCUAGUUCUUCCUGCCCAGUGAACUCUCCUAUAAUGCCUCCAGGGUCUCAAGGGAGCCACAUUCACUGUCCGCCUCUGCCUCAAACGGCUCUGCAUCAGAAUUCACCCUCUCCUGUUCCUAGUCGUACCCCCACCCCUCACCACACUCCCCCAAGCAUAGGGGCUCAGCAACCACCAGCAACAGCAAUUCCAGCCCCUGUUCCUACACCUCCUGCCAUGCCACCUGGGCCACAGUCCCAGGCUCUCCAUCCGCCUACAAGGCAGACACCUACACCACCAACAACACAACUUCCUCCUCAAGUGCAGCCUUCACUUCCUGCUGUUCCUUCAGCUGACCAGCCCCAGCAGCAGCCUCGCUCACAACAGAGUACAGCAGCCUCUGUUCCUACCCCAACAGCACCACUGCUACCUCCACAGCCUGCAACUCCGCUUUCCCAGCCAGCUGUAAGCAUUGAAGGACAGGUAUCAAAUCCUCCAUCUACUAGUAGCACAGAAGUGAAUUCUCAGACCAUUCCUGAGAAGCAGCCCUCACAGGAAGUGAAAAUGGAGGCGAAAAUGGAAGUGGAUCAUCCAGAACCAGCAGAUACUCAGCCAGAGGAUAUUCCAGAGACUAAAGCAGAAAACUGUAAGGUGGAGCCUACAGAAACAGAAGAGAGAGGCACUGAGUUAAAAACUGAAAUAAAAGAGGAGGAAGACCAGCCAAGUACUUCAGCUACCCAGUCAUCUCCAGCUUCAGGACAGUCAAAGAAAAAGAUUUUCAAGCCAGAAGAAUUACGACAGGCACUGAUGCCAACACUAGAGGCACUUUACCGUCAGGAUCCGGAAUCCCUUCCCUUUCGUCAGCCUGUGGACCCUCAGCUUCUAGGAAUCCCUGAUUACUUUGAUAUUGUGAAGAGCCCCAUGGAUCUUUCUACCAUCAAGAGGAAGUUAGACACAGGACAGUAUCAGGAACCCUGGCAAUAUGUGGAUGACAUUUGGCUUAUGUUCAACAAUGCCUGGUUAUAUAACCGGAAAACAUCCCGGGUAUACAAGUACUGCUCCAAGUUGUCUGAGGUCUUUGAACAAGAAAUUGACCCAGUCAUGCAGAGCCUUGGAUAUUGUUGUGGCAGAAAGUUGGAGUUCUCUCCACAGACACUGUGUUGCUAUGGCAAACAGUUAUGCACAAUCCCUCGCGAUGCCACUUACUACAGUUACCAGAACAGGUAUCAUUUCUGUGAGAAGUGUUUCAAUGAAAUCCAAGGGGAGAGCGUUUCUUUGGGGGAUGACCCUUCCCAACCCCAAACUACAAUAAAUAAAGAACAAUUUUCCAAGAGAAAAAAUGACACACUGGAUCCUGAACUGUUUGUUGAAUGUACAGAGUGUGGCAGGAAAAUGCAUCAGAUCUGUGUCCUUCAUCACGAGAUCAUCUGGCCAGCUGGAUUUGUCUGUGAUGGCUGUUUAAAGAAAACUGCACGAACUAGGAAAGAAAAUAAGUUUUCUGCUAAAAGGUUGCCAUCUACCAGGCUUGGCACUUUUCUGGAGAAUCGUGUGAAUGAAUUUUUGAGGCGACAAAAUCACCCUGAGUCAGGAGAGGUCACUGUUAGGGUAGUUCAUGCUUCUGACAAAACUGUGGAAGUCAAACCAGGCAUGAAAGCAAGGUUUGUAGAUAGUGGAGAGAUGGCAGAAUCCUUUCCAUAUCGAACCAAAGCCCUCUUUGCCUUUGAAGAGAUUGAUGGUGUUGACUUGUGCUUCUUUGGUAUGCAUGUUCAAGAGUAUGGCUCUGACUGCCCUCCACCCAACCAGAGGAGAGUAUACAUAUCUUACCUUGAUAGUGUUCAUUUCUUUCGUCCUAAAUGCUUGAGGACUGCUGUCUAUCAUGAAAUUCUAAUUGGAUAUUUGGAAUAUGUCAAGAAAUUAGGGUACACAACAGGGCAUAUUUGGGCAUGUCCACCAAGUGAGGGAGAUGACUAUAUCUUUCAUUGCCAUCCUCCUGACCAAAAGAUACCCAAGCCCAAGCGACUGCAGGAAUGGUACAAAAAGAUGCUUGACAAGGCUGUGUCAGAGCGUAUUGUCCAUGACUACAAGGAUAUUUUUAAACAAGCUACUGAAGAUCGACUAACAAGUGCAAAAGAAUUGCCUUACUUUGAGGGUGAUUUCUGGCCCAAUGUUCUGGAAGAGAGCAUUAAGGAACUGGAACAGGAGGAAGAAGAGAGAAAGCGAGAAGAAAACACCAGCAACGAAAGCACAGAUGUGACAAAGGGAGACAGCAAAAAUGCUAAAAAGAAGAAUAACAAGAAAACCAGCAAAAACAAGAGCAGCCUAAGUAGGGGCAACAAGAAGAAGCCUGGCAUGCCCAAUGUAUCCAAUGAUCUUUCACAGAAACUGUAUGCCACCAUGGAGAAGCACAAAGAGGUUUUCUUUGUGAUCCGCCUCAUUGCUGGCCCUGCUGCCAACUCUCUGCCUCCCAUCGUUGAUCCUGACCCUCUCAUUCCCUGUGAUCUAAUGGAUGGUCGGGAUGCAUUUCUCACCCUUGCAAGGGACAAGCACCUGGAGUUCUCUUCACUCCGAAGAGCCCAGUGGUCCACCAUGUGCAUGCUGGUGGAGCUGCACACACAGAGCCAGGACCGCUUUGUCUAUACCUGCAAUGAGUGCAAGCACCACGUGGAGACACGCUGGCACUGCACUGUCUGUGAGGAUUAUGACUUAUGUAUCACCUGUUAUAACACUAAAAACCAUGACCACAAAAUGGAGAAACUAGGUCUCGGCUUAGAUGACGAGAGCAACAACCAGCAGGCUGCAGCCACCCAGAGCCCAGGAGACUCCCGCCGCCUGAGCAUCCAGCGCUGCAUCCAGUCUCUGGUCCAUGCCUGCCAGUGCCGGAAUGCCAAUUGCUCCCUGCCCUCUUGCCAGAAGAUGAAGCGGGUUGUGCAGCAUACCAAGGGUUGUAAACGGAAAACUAAUGGUGGAUGCCCCAUCUGCAAGCAGCUCAUUGCCCUCUGCUGCUACCAUGCCAAGCACUGCCAGGAGAACAAGUGCCCUGUGCCAUUCUGCCUAAACAUCAAGCAAAAGCUCCGGCAACAGCAGCUGCAACACCGGCUACAGCAGGCCCAGAUGCUCCGCAGGAGAAUGGCCAGCAUGCAGCGAACUGGUGUGGUGGGGCAGCAGCAGGGUCUGCCCUCCCCAACUCCUGCCACGCCAACCACGCCAACUGGCCAACAGCCAACCACCCCACAAACACCCCAACCCCAGCCCACCUCUCAGCCCCAGCCCACCCCUCCCAACAGCAUGCCACCCUACUUGCCUAGGACUCAAGCUGCUGGCCCUGUGUCCCAGGGUAAGGCAGCAGGUCAGGUGACCCCUCCAACUCCCCCUCAGACUGCUCAGCCACCCCUUCCAGGGCCCCCACCUGCUGCAGUGGAAAUGGCAAUGCAGAUUCAGAGGGCAGCUGAGACACAACGCCAGAUGGCCCAUGUGCAAAUUUUUCAAAGGCCAAUCCAGCACCAGAUGCCCCAGAUGACUCCCAUGGCCCCCAUGGGUCUGAACCCACCUCCCAUGGCCAGAGGUCCCAGUGGGCAUUUGGAACCAGGAAUGGGGCCCACAGGGAUGCAGCAACAGCCACCGUGGGCACAAGGAGGAUUGCCUCAACCCCAACAACUACAGUCUGGGAUGCCAAGGCCAGCCAUGAUGUCAGUGGCCCAGCAUGGUCAGCCCUUGAACAUGGCUCCACAACCAGGACUGGGCCAGGUAGGUGUGAGCCCACUCAAACCAGGCACUGUGUCUCAACAAGCCUUACAAAACCUUUUGCGGACUCUCAGGUCUCCCAGCUCUCCCCUACAGCAGCAACAGGUGCUCAGUAUCCUUCACGCCAACCCCCAGCUGUUGGCUGCAUUCAUCAAGCAGCGGGCUGCCAAGUAUGCCAACUCUAAUCCACAGUCCCUCCCAGGGCAGUCCGGCAUGCCCCAGGGGCAGCCAGGGCUGCAACCACCUACCAUGCCAGGUCAGCAAGGGGUCCACUCCAAUCCAGCCAUGCAGAACAUGAAUCCUAUGCAGGCAAGUGUCCAGAGGGCUGGCCUGCCCCAGCAGCAACCACAGCAGCAGCUCCAGCCACCAAUGGGAGGGAUGAGCCCCCAAGCUCAGCAGAUGAACAUGAAUCACAACACCAUGCCUUCACAGUUCCGAGACAUCUUGAGACGACAGCAGAUGAUGCAGCAGCAGCAGCAGCAGGGAGCAGGACCAGGAAUAGGUCCUGGAAUGGCCAACCAUAACCAGUUCCAGCAACCCCAAGGAGUUGGCUACCCCCAACAGCAGCAGCAGCAGCAGCAGCGGAUGCAGCAUCACAUGCAACAGAUGCAAGGGAAUAUGGGACAGAUGGGCCAACUCCCCCAGGCCUUAGGAGCAGAGGCAGGAGCCAGUCUGCAGGCCUAUCAGCAGCGACUCCUUCAGCAACAGAUGGGGUCCCCUGCUCAGCCCAACCCUAUGAGCCCCCAACAGCAUAUGCUUCCAAGUCAGGCCCAGUCCCCACACCUACAAGGCCAGCAGAUCCCGAAUUCUCUCUCCAAUCAAGUACGCUCUCCCCAGCCUGUCCCUUCUCCACGGCCACAGUCCCAGCCUCCCCACUCCAGCCCUUCUCCAAGGAUGCAACCUCAGCCUUCUCCACACCACGUUUCCCCACAGACCAGUUCCCCACAUCCUGGACUGGUAGCUGCCCAGGCCAACCCCAUGGAACAAGGGCAUUUUGCCAGCCCGGAUCAGAAUUCGAUGCUUUCUCAGCUUGCUAGCAAUCCAGGCAUGGCAAACCUCCAUGGUGCAAGCGCCACGGACCUGGGACUCAGCACCGACAACUCAGACUUGAAUUCGAACCUCUCACAGAGUACACUAGACAUACACUAGAGACACCUUGUAGUAUUUUGGGAGCAAAAAAAUUAUUUUCUCUUAACAAGACUUUUUGUACUGAAAACAAUUUUUUUGAAUCUUUCUUAGCCUAAAAGACAAUUUUCCUUGGAACACAUAAGAACUGUGCAGUAGCCGUUUGUGGUUUCAAGCAAACAUGCAGGAUGAACCUGAGGGAUGAUAGAAUACAAAGAAUAUAUUUUUGUUAUGGCUGGUUACCACCAGCCUUUUUUUUUCCCCUUGUGUGUGUGGUUCAAGUGUGCACUGGGAGGAGGCUGAGGUCUGUGAAGCCAACCAUAUGCUCCUGCCUUGCACCUCCAAUAGGUUUUAUUAUUUUUUUUAAAUUAAUGAAAAUAUGUAAUAUUAAUAGUUAUUAUUUACUGGUGCAGAUGGUUGACAUUUUUCCCUAUUUUCCUCACUUUAUGGAAGAGUUAAAAAAAAAAAAUUUUCUAAAACCAGAGGAUAAAAGGGGUUAAUGUUACUUUAAAAUUACAUUCUAUAUAUAUAUAUAUAUAUAUAAAUAUAUAUAAAUAUAUAUUAAAAUACCAAUUUUUUUCUCUGGGUGCAAAGAUGUUCAUUCUUUUAAAAAUGUUAAAAAAAAAAAAAAAAAAAUAUUUUCCUCCCCUCAAGUCAACUUUUGUGCUCCAGAAAAUUUUCUAUUCCGUAAGUCUGAGCGUAAAACUUCAAGUAUUAAAAUAAUUUGUACAUGUAGAGAGAAAAAUGACUUUUUCAAAAUAUACAGGGGCAGCUGCCAAAUUGAUGUAUUAUAUAUUGUGGUUUCUGUUUCUUGAAAGAAUUUUUUUCGUUAUUUUUACAUCUAACACAGGAAAAAAUUAAAAAGAGGGUAAGAAACGAUUCCGGUGGGAUGAUUUUAACACACAAAAUGUCCCUGGGGUUUCUUUGCUUGCUUUCUUCCUCUUUAUCCUGCCCACACACGCCCACACACACACACACACACACACACACACACACACACACACACACAUACACUUUCUGUAAAACUUGAAAAUAGAAAGCAAAAACCCUCAACAGUUGUAAAUCAUGCAAUUAAAGUUGAUUACUUAUAAAUAUGAACUUUGGAUCACUGUAUAGACUGUUAAAUUUGAUUUCUUAUUACCUAUUGUUAAAUAAACUGUGUGAGACAGACACCUUGACUUUGUUCCA